UCCGCCACUGUUUCAUACAGUUAUCCACGUCAACAUUUUCUCUCGCCGGAGUUUUGGACCGCCACGGCAUUCACUCUAGUCCACAAAUUUCCCAUUUUUUCUGGGUAACUAAUAUUAUCCUUCAAUUUCCACGUCUAUUCUUAAUUUGCUUUGAAUUUCAUAUAAUUUGUUUAUUUUCAGAUACAUAUAACCUGAAAGAAAUGAGCGUUGUUUUGAAUUUACUUUUCAUAAAUUUCAGAAAAUUAUGAAAUUGAAAGAAGAACUGGAGCUAAAUUACUGUAAUUUUGAUUUGUAAUUGUGUUUUUUCAUGAUGGGUUUUGAAUUUAAUUCCUGAAUUAUUGUUAAAAAUGCAAACUUUAAGUGUUUGGCCUUUGAGAGGGGAAUUAUUGGAAAUACCCCAGCUUGAAUUUCAGCUGGGUGUUGCUUCUUUUGGGUGUAUAAGAAGUAGAAUUAGAAGGAAAAAUUUGGGCAGAAUUGAUUCAAUUGUUCAUCUGAGGAGGUCUUCUAAGCAUAGUAGGUCAGAUUUUGAUGAUAUAGGUGUUAGGGUUUUCUUUAAGUGUGAUAAAAUUAAACUGUUUCUUUCGGGUGAAUCGAGAAGUUCAGCCGGGCUGUGCUUUCCGGUGGGGUGGGCUUUAGAGGAACAAGCCAUUGGCUAUAGUGUUAUUGAUGAGGAUUUGGAGGAAAUUGAUGAAUUGAAGGAAACGCGGUUAGAAAGUGAUGAUGGUGGGUUGUGUUUGAGUAAGAGUACAAGAAGUGGUGAUGAUGUUGGAGGAGAAAUUAGAGGUGGAGGAGAAGUAGAGGAAGUAAAAAUGGAUAGACGAGUUGAUGUCCGUGGGCUUGCACAAUGUUUGCUGCAUGCACAAUCAGUAGAGGAUGUGGAAGAGAUCAUGAAAGAUGAAGAUAAAGUGCCUCUUCAGGUUUUUUCUUCCAUUAUAAGUGGCUUUGGCCGGGAAAAGAGACUUGAACCUGCAAUGGCUGUUGUUGAUUGGCUUAAAGAGAAGUGUGAAGAGGGUGAGGAUGCUUAUUGUCCUAACCUUUACAUAUAUAAUAGCCUGCUAAGUGUUGUUAAACAGUCUGGAGAGCUUGAUAAAGUUGACAUGGUGCUGAGUGAGAUGGAUGAAGUUGGCAUUUCUCGGAAUGUCGUGACUUAUAAUACUUUGAUGGGCAUAUAUGUGGAAGAAGGGCGAACAGCUGAGGCACUAAAUCUCUUUGAGGAUAUUAAAUGCAAGGGACUAUCUCCAUCUCCUCCAUCAUAUUCUACAGCCUUGUUAGCUUAUCGAAGAAUGGAAGAUGGGAUUGGUGCGUUAAACUUUUUUAUUGCUCUGAAAGAGAAAUAUAUGAGUGGAGAGCUCAAGAUAGAUGGCCAUAUUGACUGGCAUUAUGAGUAUCUUAAGCUUAAGAACUUCACCAGUCGCAUAUGCUACCAAAUUAUGCGGCGAUGGCUUGUUAAGGAUGGAAAUUUUACCACAAAUGUCUUGAAAUUACUUAUAGAAAUGGACAAGGCUGCACUUCCACCAACACGUGAAGAGUAUGAGCGACUUGUUUGGGCUUGUACACGUGAAGAGCAUUAUACAGUUGCCAAAGAGCUAUAUAAUAGAAUAAGGGAAAAUCACUCUGAUAUAAGUUUAUCAGUAUGCAAUCAUAUCAUCUGGUUGAUGGGCAAAGCUAAGAAAUGGUGGGCUGCUUUGGAAAUUUAUGAAGAUAUGCUAGAUAAGGGGCCGAAACCAAAUAACAUGGCAUAUGAGCUGAUUGUAUCUCACUUUAAUGUCUUGCUUAGUGCUGCUAGGAAGAGAGGAAUCUGGAGAUGGGGGUUAAAGUUGCUGGACAAGAUGGAAGCUAAAGGUUUGAAACCAAGAAGUAGGGAAUGGAAUGCUGUUCUUAUAGCUUGUUCUAAAGCUUCGGAAGCUACUGCAGCUGUGGAUAUAUUCAAGAGAAUGAUAGAGAAAGGUGAAAAGCCAACUGUAAUUUCGUAUGGAGCAUUACUUAGUGCUCUUGAAAAAGGAAAAUUAUAUGACGAGGCUGUACGGGUGUGGGAACAUAUGCGUAAAAUUGGCGUUGAACCCAACUUAUAUGCUUACACAAUUAUGGCUUCAGUUUAUGUUGGUCUUGGAAAAUUUAAUCUUGUUGACUAUAUCAUUCAAGAAAUGGUUUCAACAGGUAUCAACCCAACUGUUGUUACUUUCAAUGCAAUUAUUAGUGUAUGUACAAAGAAUGGUCUGGCUGGUGCUGCUUACGAGUGGUUUCAACGCAUGAGGAGUAUGAGCAUUGACCCAAAUGAGAUCACAUAUGAUACGUUGAUCGAGGCUCUUGCAAAUGAUGGCAAGCCUAGGUUAGCGUAUGACUUAUAUUUGAGUGCGUUAAAUGAGGAUCUGAAGCCCUCUUCAAAGGCGUAUGAUGCCAUAUUACAAUCUUCAAGAACAUUUGGUGCUACUAUCGAUAUUAGUGCUCUAGGACCUAGGCCACCUGAGAAGAAGAAAAAGGUGCCAACCAAAAAGAACCACUCAGAGUCCGGUACAGUGAUUGAUCUUCAUAGCCAGAGUAAUACGUUUGUUGGAGAGGAGACUCGUGCACAAGAAGCAGCAAAAUACCUGUAAAGUAUCUCAAAUUAGUGCAUUUAUGUACUACAUGUAUAUCAAAUUGUGCAUUCUCUGAUUAACAUACUGAAGGAGUUUCCUUCUCUGGUAUAUUCUGUGACACAUGACAUUUUUUGCCAAGUAAUGGAAAAUUGUAUAUGCUGGGAAAACUUCUGAUGUGAAUUCUUAUUUCCAUGUUUUUUUUUUCA
Molecule: messenger RNA, 2782 nt
Organism: Chenopodium quinoa (quinoa)
Lineage: Eukaryota; Viridiplantae; Streptophyta; Magnoliopsida; Caryophyllales; Amaranthaceae
Product: pentatricopeptide repeat-containing protein At3g46610-like
Exons: 1
Coding region: 348-2594 (748 amino acids)
Molecular function (GO): protein binding
Source: RefSeq, a predicted model, not a curated record